CACCCCUCCCCCACUCCACCCCCACGCCCCUGCUUCCUUCCCUUCUCUGUUUUCAUCAUUAUCUAUCAUCAUCAUACUUUAUUUUUCAUGUUUUAUUAUAUCUAAACACACACACACACACACUGAACUUUGUGUGUAUUGUGGUAAAUAUAUUCAACGCAUAAUUUGCCAAGAAGGAAGAAGAAGAAAUAAUUUAAAUAAAGAAAGCAGAUAAAGGACUUUGUCAGUCAAGAUCAGAUUAAACUCCACCGCCUUUAGGACUGCAUAUAGAACUGGCUUGGUGUUGUUUAAUGGGUAACCGGGGGCAGAAAAGAACUGAAGCUGCCGAUGAACUGCCUGCGGAUAAACGAGCCUGUAGCAGCUCAACUGAAUUCAGGCCGAGCACUUCCAACUCGGUAGUUCAUACUACAAUGAGUUCAAUACAAGAAAGCCACCACGAUACUGAUGUCGACACGUCUUCAUCAUCAACGUCAGGGUCGAGUGAAGGUGAAAAGGACUCUGCUUACGGCUCUUGUGAGUCUGAUAAUAGUUAUAGAGACUAUUACAGGAGGCAAUCGCUGGGAAAUCAAGGCAAAUUCAAAGGAGUUUUGUCAAGUUUGAGCAAGGAAUCGGACGAAUCAGUACUGUUGAUUGCUCUUACGGAGCUAUGUGAAUUGUUAUCCUUUUCUCCUGAUAGUUCGAUGUCAAACUCAAUGGCGGAUUCGUACUCUCCCAUUCUUGUAAGAUUGGCUAGACAUGAGAGCAAUCCUGAUAUAAUGCUAUUUGCUAUCAGGGCGAUGACUUAUUUAUGUGAAGUUCAUCCUCGUUCUUCGGCCUACCUUGUCAAUCAUGAUGCAGUUCCUGCCCUUUGUCAAAGACUAAUGGCAAUUCAGUACUUGGAUGUUGCUGAACAGUGUUUGCAAGCACUAGAGAAAAUCUCGCGUGAGCAACCAAUUGUUUGUUUGCAAGCUGGGGCUAUCAUGGCCGUUUUAAGUUAUAUUGAUUUCUUUUCGACAAGUGUGCAGAGGAAGGCGCUCUCAACCGUCCUAAAUAUUUGUAAAAAGCUUCCGUCUGGAUGUCCUUCACCUUUAAUGGAGGCGGUUCCGGUUUUGUGCAAUCUUCUUGUAUAUGAGGAUAGACAGCUUGUUGAGAGCGUGGCCACUUGCUUGAUUAAAAUAGUCGAGCGGGUAUGCCAGUCUUCUGAUAUGCUGGAUCAACUUUGUAGACACGGGCUGGUUCAGCGAGCCACACAUCUCAUAGAGUUGAAUGGUCGAACAACAGUUAGCCAAUCAGUUUAUGUUGGUUUUAUUGGAAUACUUGUCAAACUGGCUGCUGGAUCUAUUGUGGCUGUCAGGGCUCUCUUUGAACUUAACAUCAGCCACAUAUUAAAGGACAUUUUAUCCACUUAUGACUUCUCACACGGGGUGCCUUCUACUCUGAUGGUUGACGGGCAUUAUAAUCAGGUAGACGAAGUUCUCAAGUUGUUAAAUGAACUUCUUCCCCCCAUAUCCAGAGAGCAGAAUAUCCAACUAGCUGCAGACAAAGAACACUUCUUCAAUAAUCACCCUGUUCUUCUGCAUAAAUUUGGCUUUGAUUUAUUACCUGUGCUAAUCCAGGUGGUCAAUUCUGGUGUAAAUUUAUAUGCUUGUUAUGGCUGUCUAUCUGUCAUCAAUAAGUUAGUUUAUUUCAGCAAAUCUGACAUGCUUGGAUUUCUUCAAAAUACCAACAUUUCAAGCUUCUUAGCAGGAGUUUUUACUCGCAAAGAUCCUCAUGUUCUGAUACUAGCCCUUCAGAUUGUUGAUAAGCUGCUAGAGAAGCUGCCUCAUGUUUUCUUGAACUCAUUUGUUAAGGAAGGUGUUCUAUUUGCUGUCAAUGCACUUCUUUCCCGGGAAAAAUGUUCGCAGUCUCUGUUUUCAGUUUCAUCAGAUGAAAGCUGCCAAGGAUCAGUACCGCGUGCUGCAGUAAGAUGUCUUUGUUUUGCUUCUGAUGCUGUUCAGUCCCCAACAGGACCGGAAGCAAGGACUUGCAAGAUAGAGAAAGAGACUGUUCAAAGUCUUGCUAGACAUAUCAGAACCAGUUACUUUGCAACAGACUCAACGAACCCCAACUUUGGAAUAACCGAUGUCCUUCAGAAGCUGAAGACUCUUUCUUCUACGUUAACUGAUCUGGUUCACAGAUUUAGUAGCUGCAUGGCUCCUCUUCAAGAGAAAGAAGACUUUUACCCUGUAUUGCAUCAAAUUGUGUCAGAGUUAAGUGGAAAUCAUCCCAUUUCCACGUUCGAGUUCAUUGAGAGUGGAGUUGUAAAGUCUCUAGUGAAUUACCUCUCCAAUGGCCAAUACUUGGGACAAAAAAAGGUCAAUGGUGAUGGUUCAGUAAAUCAGCUGUAUAUUGUAGAAAAGAGAUUUGAGCUGUUUGGUAGAUUACUUUUGUAUAACUUCGACCCGCCUCUGGAGAACUCCACUUUUCUAGCUUUGAUAAGGAGAUUGCACAGUGCACUUUGCUCUGCCGAAAACUUCCCUGUUAUCUUGAGUCAUGCAUCUAAGCUACGAAACUCAUAUGCCACUAUCCCAUAUGGGCGUUGUACUUCAUAUCCUUGUCUGAAGGUCCAGUUUGUGAGGGGAGAAGGGGAGUCGUCACUUGGUGAUUAUACAGAGAGUGUUGUGAAUGUAGAUCCUUUUUUGCCUUUGGAAACAAUUGAGGGAUACUUGUGGCCAAAAGUGAGUAGAAAGAAAAGUGAAAAGUUGAAAGAAGAGUCACCAUCUCAUGCAUCACAAGAUGUAAGCACGUCUCAAGGUAAAAAUCCAGGACCCAUGGAAUCGGACACGACUUCCACCAAUGCCCAUGAAACACAGGAGGUGAAGAAUAACUUACAAUUAUCUGUUGAAGUGGAAACUGUGGAUGUAGAACAAACAAAAAGUGAUUCAAUGGAUAUUGCAGAUGUUAAUGCAGAGUCUUUGGAGAAAGGAAGACUAAAUUCGUCCGAAGAUGAUAGUGGCACAAGUUUAGAGUGUACUGCAUGUUGUGAUGAUGAAGAUGUUGCACCUAAAUUGAUAUUCUACCUGGAGGGACAGCAGUUGAACCACAAGUUGUCCCUAUAUCAAACUGUACUUCGGCAGCAGAUUGAAGCAGAGAAUGACAUCAUUACUAAUUCUAACAUGUGGAGUCAAGUACACAGGGUGACCUACAGAAGAAUUGUGAGACAUAAACCAGGUUGUCCCAAGAGUUGCAAACAUGCCGUACAUUCUACUCCGUCUGAGAAACCUACAACAUGGUGGCAGCAUACCCCAUCUUUCUCUAGCAUGUUUGGUUCUGAAAUGGUUGAUCUUGAGAAACCAAGUCCAACUUAUGACAUCUUAUUUCUUCUUCGAAGUUUGGAAGGCUUGAACAGGUUCAGUUUUCAUCUUGGGUCUCGUACAAAAAUAUAUGCUUUUGCAGAAGGAAAUACCGUCGAUUUUGGUGAUAUAAAGGUCAACACACAUUCGGAUCUACCUCAGAAUGAAUUUGCCAACACUAAAUUAACAGAGAAACUAGAACUGCAAAUGAGGAAUCCUUUUUCUGUUUCCGUAGGUGGCAUGCCAUCUUGGUGUGGACAGUUGGUUAAUUCAUGCCCCUUUUUGUUUAGUUUCGAAGCAAGAUGCAAGUAUUUCCGCGCUGCAGCAUUUGGUCGACCGCCAAUUCAGCCUGAAUCACCGUCUCAUAAUACAACAGCUGGCAUGAGUGGUCGCCGGAAAAAAAUCCUAGUUCAUCGAAGUAGAAUUUUGGAUUCUGCAAGGCACAUGAUGGACCUCCAUGCGGAUCAGAAGGCUGUUAUUGAGGUGGAAUAUAGUGAUGAGGUCGGUACUGGUCUUGGUCCGACAUUGGAAUUUUUUACCUUGGUGAGUCAUGAGUUCCAGAAGAUUGGGCUAGGGAUGUGGAGAGGUGAUCGCAUGGCUAAUGGAAGCGUGAGUGUAGAGGACGAAUCUGGAAUUAUUUUCUCUUCUCUUGGUCUGUUCCCUCGCCCAUGGUCACCUUCAUCCCAUUCAUUAAGUGGCCUAGAGUUCUCUGAAGUGCUGAAAAAGUUUGUGCUUCUGGGUCAGAUAGUUGCGAAGGCUCUCCAAGAUGGCAGGGUUCUGGAUCUUCGGUUAUCCAAAGCAUUUUACAAGCUUGUUCUUGGGAAGGAACUCACUGUGUAUGACAUCCAGUCAUUUGACCCUGAACUUGGUGGGGCCCUCCUAGAAUUUCAGGCUCUUGUUGAAAGAAAAAGACAUCUGGAAUCACGUCGUGAGGGAAAAUCAUCCUUAGACCUUGAACUUGAUUUCCGGAAUACGAAAAUUAGUGAUCUUUGUCUUGACUAUACUCUUCCUGGCUAUCCAGAUUAUGUCCUUAAUUCUGCAUCUGAUGCAAAAACGGUUGACUUGUCCAACUUAGAGAAAUAUGUUUUACUCAUUGUGGAUGCUACUUUAAAUUCUGGAAUUUCAAGGCAAAUUGAAGCAUUCAAGUCGGGCUUUGAUCAGGUUUUCCCCAUCAGACAUCUUCAGGUUUUCACUGAAGAUGAAUUAGAGCGACUAUUGUGCGGAGAGUGUGGAUUUUGGAAUGCCAAUGAGCUUCUGGAUCACAUCAAGUUUGACCAUGGUUACACUGCCAACAGUCCUCCAGUUAUAAAUUUACUCGAAAUUAUGCAGGAGUUUGACAGCAAGCAACAGAGAGCGUUUCUGCAGUUUGUAACUGGUGCACCUAGCCUACCUCCUGGGGGUCUGGCAUCUCUUAGCCCGAAGUUAACAAUUGUUCGGAAGACUUGCAGUGGUUGGGUUGAUGCUGACUUACCUAGUGUGAUGACAUGUGCCAAUUAUCUCAAGCUACCACCUUACUCUUCAAAAGAUAAAAUGAAGGAGAAGUUGCUAUAUGCCAUAACGGAAGGACAAGGCUCAUUCCAUCUUUCAUAAGGUUCCCAGGGUUGGUCAAUCAGGUACAUAGCUUGUGAAUAAUAUAGUUCAGAGUAGGUGGUGGUGAUGUACAUUCGUGACUUAGAAGAUCGUGGCAGCGGGUGGUUUGUGGAAUUGAAGGAGAGCUGAUGAUUACUGCUGCUGCACUGACUAAACUUGGUGGUUGUGUAAACAUCAAUAGUUUAGUAGUAUAAUAAUAUAAUAAUUAGAUAGUCCAGUUCUUAAAGGUGAAUUGUAUAGUGAAAAGUUCUUUGGGGGUUCUAAAGCUUGGUUUAGUUAGUUUUUGGUACAUAUAAACUAUGCACAAAACAGUUGCUGACAUAUAAUAUAUUUAAAGGUCAGCUUGAUGGAAAGAUGAAAGUGAAAUAAGGUUAAUUUACUUGUUA
This is a messenger RNA of Lycium barbarum (goji berry), 5287 nucleotides long. Its product is annotated as E3 ubiquitin-protein ligase UPL4. Gene Ontology annotation, molecular function: ubiquitin protein ligase activity. The coding region runs from base 291 to 4901 and encodes 1536 amino acids. NCBI's taxonomy places the organism in Eukaryota, Viridiplantae, Streptophyta, Magnoliopsida, Solanales, Solanaceae. Gene Ontology annotation, biological process: protein polyubiquitination; proteasome-mediated ubiquitin-dependent protein catabolic process. The transcript has 18 exons. The record is from RefSeq and is a predicted model, not a curated record.